This is a messenger RNA of Linum trigynum, 5394 nucleotides long. NCBI's taxonomy places the organism in Eukaryota, Viridiplantae, Streptophyta, Magnoliopsida, Malpighiales, Linaceae. The record is from the annotation of a GenBank genome assembly.
CAGAAUCAGGCCAAGGCUAUUCUCCAUCGAUAAUGAAGUCGAUUGAUCAUAUUCUACACGGAUGAUAACUCCAUGAAGCACCGAUUUGAUCCAUUUUAUUUUCGGAUGACAUUUUCCUAAUAUUUUGGGCGACGAUAGGCAUUUUCUUUGGAUAUGGAAGGCUACAGAUCACGGAUUCGGCUUGAAGCUAUUUUCCAACGAUGAUUGAGUCCAUUAAGCAGCGAUUUUGGCGGAUUUAUUUUGGGUCAAUUUUUGGCAGAUUCCAAAGGGUACCAUCACAGACUUCGGGCGAUUUUUCCGAAAUGCCAAUUUCUUUUGAUUCUAGAGGCUACAUAUCACAGAUUCAGGACGAGGCUAUUCUCUAUCGAUAAUGAAGACUAUUGAUCAUAUUCUCCACAGAUGAUAAGUCCAUUAAGCACCGAUUUGAGCCAUUUUAUUUUCUGAUGGCAUAUUCGUAAUAUUAUGGGCGACGAUAGGUCAUUUUCUUUGGAUAUUGAAAGCUACAGAUCACGGUUUUGCCCUGAGGCUAUUCUCCAACGAUGAUUGAGUCCAUUAAGCACAGAUAUGGGCGGAUUUAUUCCCGGUCAAUUUUUUGCAGAUUGCAAAGGGGUACAAUCACCGAUUUUGGGUGAUUUUUACGAAAUGACAUUUUCUUAAGAUUCUGGAGGCUACAAAUAAGGGAAUCAAGCCGAGGCUAUUCUCCACCUAUAAUGAAGUCUAUUGAUCCUAUUCCCCACAGAUGAUAAGUCCAUAAAGCACCGAUUUGGACCAAUUUAUUUCCGGAUGGCUUUUUUGUAAAUUUUUUUUGUCGACGAAAAGCCAUUUUCUCUGGAUAUUGAAGGCUACAGAUCACGGAUUCGGCCUGAGGCUAUUCUCCAACGAUGAUUGAGUCCAUUAAGCAGCAAUUUAGGCAGAUUUAUUCCGGGUUCAUUUUUGGCAGAUUCCAAAGGGGUACCAUCACAGAUUUCGGUCGAUUUUUCCGAAAUGCCAUAUUCUUUUGAUUCUGGAGGCUACAGAUCACAAAAUCAGGCCGAGGCUAUUCUCCAUCGAUACUGAAGUCUAUUGAUCAUAUUCUCCAAGGAUGAUAAGUCCAUGAAGCACCGAUUUGAGCCAAUUUAUUUUCGGAUGGCAUUUUCGUAAUAUUUUGGGCGACGAUAGGCCAUUUUCUUUGGAUAUUAAAGGCUACAGAUCACGGAUUCGGCCUGAGGCUAUUCUACAACGAUGAUUGAGUCCAGUAAGCACCGAAUAUGGCGGAUUUAUUCCGGUCAAUUUUUGGCACAUUGCAAAGGGGUACCAUCACAGAUUUCGGGCGAUUUUUCCGAAAUGCCAUUUUCUUUUGAUUUUGGAGGCUACAGAUCACGGAAUCAGGCUGAGGCUAUUCUCCACGGAUGAUAAGUCCAUGAAGCACCGAUUUGAACCAAUUUAUUUUCGGAUGGCAUUUUCGUAAUAUUUUGGGCGACGAUAGGCCAUUUUCUGUGGAUAUUAAAGGCUACAGAUCACGGAUUCGGCCUGAGGCUAUUCUCCAAUGAUGAUUCAGUCCAUUAAGCACCGAAUAUGGCGGAUUUGUUCCGGGUCAAUUUUUGACAGAUUGCAAAGGGGUACCAUCACCGAUUUCGGGCGAUUUUUCCGACAUGCCAUUUUCUUUCAAUUCUAGAGGCUACAAAUCACAGAAUUAGGCCGAGGCUAUUCUCCACCAAUAUUGAAGUCUAUUGAUCAUAAUCUCCACAGAUGAUAAGUCAACUAAGCAACGAUUUGGGCUAAUUUAUUUUCGGAUGGCAUUUUCGUAAUUUUUUGGGCGACGUAAGGCCAUUUUCUUUGGAUAUUGAAGGCUACAGAUCACGGAUUUAUUCUAUGUCAAUUUUUUGCAGAUUCCAAAGGGGUACUUUCACAGAUUUCGGACGAUUUUUCCGAAAUGCCAUUUUCUUUUGAUUCUGGAGGCUACAGAUCACGGAAACAGGACGAGGCUAUUAUCCAUCGAUAAUGAAGUCUAUUGAUCCUAUUCUCCAAGGAUGAUAAGUCCAUUAAGCACCGAUUUGAGCCAAUUUAUUUUUGGAUGGCAUAUUUGUAAUAUUUUAGGCGACUAUAUGCUAUUUUCUCUGGAUAUUGAAGGCUACAGAUCACGGAUUCGGCCUGAGGCUAUUCUCAAAUGAUGAUUGAGUCCAUUAAGCACCGAAUAUGGCGGAUUUAUUCCGGGGUAAAAUUUGGGCAGAUUGCAAAGGGGUACCUUCACCGAUUUCGUGCGAUUUUUCCGAAAUGCCUUUUUCUUUCAAUUCUAGAGGCUACAGAUCACAGAAUUAGUCUGAGGCUAUUCUCCACCAAUAUUGAAGUCUAUUGAUCCUAAUCUCCACAGAUGAUAAGUCAAUUAAGCACCGAUUUGGGCUAAUUUAUUUUCGGAUGACAUUUUCGUAAUUUUUUUAGCGACGAAGGACCAUUUUCUUUGGAUAUUGAAAGGCUACAGAUCACGAAUUCGACCUGAGGCUAAUCUCCAACGAUGAUUGAUUUCAUUAAGCAGCAAUUUGGGCAGAUUUAUUCCGGGUUCAUUUUUGGCAGAUUCCAAAGGGGUACCAUCACAGAUUUCAGUCGAUUUUUCCGAAAUGCCAUUUUCUUUUGAUUCUGGAGGCUACAGAUCACGAAAUCAGGCCUAGGCUAUUCUCCAUUGAUAAUGAAGUCUAUUGAUCAUAUACUCCAUGGAUGAUAAGUCCAUGAAGCACCGAUUUGAGCCAAUUUAUUUUCGGAUGACAUUUUCGUAAUAUUUUUGGCGACGAUAGGCCAUUUUCUUUGGAUAUUAUAGGCUACAGAAUACGGAUUCCGCCUAAGGCUAUUCUCCAACAAUGAUUGAGUCCAUUAUGCAUCGAAUAUGGCGGAUUUAUUCCGGGUCAAUUUUUGGCACAUUGCAAAGGGUUACCAUCACCGAUUUCGAGCGAUUUUUCCGACAUGCCAUUUUCUUUCAAUUCUAGAGGCUACAGAUCACAGAAUUAGGCUGAGGCUAUUCUCCAUCAAUAUUGAAGUCUAUUGAUCCUAAUCUCCAGAUGAUAAGUCAAUUAAGCACCGAUUUGGGCUAAUUUAUUUUCGGAUGGCAUUUUCUUAAUUUUUUGGUCGACGAAAGGCCAUUUUCGUUGGUUAUUGAAGUCUACAGAUCACGGAUUCGGCCUGAGGCUAUUCUCCAACGAUGAUUGAUUCCAUUAAGCAACGAUUUGGGCAGAUUUAUUCCGGGUCAACUUUUGGCAGAUUCCAAAGGCGUACCAUCACAGAUUUCGGGCGAUUUUUCCAAAAUGCCAUUUUCUUUUGAUUUUGGAGGCUACAGAUCACGGAAUCAGUCCGAGGCUAUUCUCCAUCGAUAAUGAAGUCUAUUGACCAUAUUACCACGGAUGAUAGGUCCAUGAAGCACCGAUUUGAGCCAAUUUAUUUUCGGAUCGCAUUUUCGUAAUUUUUUGGGCGACGAUAUGCCAUUUUCUUUGGAUAUUAAAGGCUACAGAUCACGGAUUCAGCAUGAACCUAUUCUCCAACGAUUAUUGAGUCCAUUAAGCACAGAUUUGGGCGGAUUUAUUCCGUGUCUAUUUUUGGCAGAUUCCAAAGGGGUACCAUCACAGAUUUCGGGCGAUUUUUCUGAAAUGCCAUUUUCUUUUGAUUCUGGAGGCUACAGAUCACGGAAACAGGACGAGGCUAUUCUCCAUGGAUAAUGAAGUCUAUUGAUCAUAUUGUCCAAAGAUGAUAAGUCCAUUAAGCACCGAUUUGAGCAAAUUUAUUUUUUGAUGGCAUAUACGUAAUAUUUUGGGCGGCGAUAGGUCAUUUUCUCUGGAUAUUGAAGGCUACAGAUCACAGAUUCGGCCUGAGGCUAUUAUCCAACGAUGAUUGAGUGCAUUAAGCGCCGAUUUGGACGGAAUUAUUUCAGGUCAAUUUUUGACAGAUUGCAAAGGGGUACCAUCAGCGAUUUCUUGCGAUUUUUCCGACAUGCCAUUUUCUUUCAAUUCUAGAGGCUACAUUUCACAGAAUUAGGCCGAGGCUAUUCUCCACCAAUAUUGAUUUCUAUUGAUCCUAUUCUCCACAGAUGGUAAGUCAAUUAAGCUCCGAUUUGGGCUAAUUUAUUUUCGGAGAGCAUUUUCGUAAUUUUUUGGGCGACGAAAGGCCAUUUUCUUUGGAUAUUGAAGGCUACAGAUCACGGAUUCGGCCUGAGGCUAUUUUCCAACGAUGAUUGAGUCCAUUAAGCAACGAUUUGGUCAGAUUUAUUCCGGUUCAAAUUUUGGCAGAUUCCAAAGGGGUACCAUCACAGAUUUCGAGUGAUUUUUCCGAAAUGCCAUUUUCUUUAGAUUCUGGAGGCUACAUAUCACGGAAUCAAGCCGAGGCUAUUCUCCAUCGAUAAUGAAGUCUAUUGAUCAUAUUCUCCACGGAUGAUAAGUCCAUGAAGCACCGAUUUGAGCCAAUUUAUUUUCGUAUGACAUUUUCGUAAUAUUUUGGGCGACGAUAGGCCAUUUUCUUUGGAUAUUAAAGGCUACAGAUCACGGAUUCGCCCUGAGGCUAUUCUCCAACGAUGAUUCAUUCCAUUAAGCACCGAAUAUGGCUAAUUUAUUCCGGGUCAAUUUUUGACAAUUGCAAAGGGUACCUUCACCGAUUUCGGGCGAUUUUUCCGACAUGCCAUUUUCUUUCAAUUCUAGAGGCUACAUAUCACAGAAUUAGGCCGAGGCUAUUCUCCGCCAAUAUUGAAGUCUAUUGAUCCUAAUCUCCACAGAUGAUAAGUCAAUUAAGCAACGAUUUGGUCUAAUUUAUUUUUGGAUGGCAUUUUCGUAAUUUUUUGGGCGACGUAAGGCCAUUUUCUUUGGAUAUUGAAGGCUACAGAUCACGGAUUCGGCCUGAGGCUAUUCUCCAACGAUGAUUGAGUCCAUUAAGCAGCGAUUUUGGCGGAUUUAUUCUGGGUCAAUUUUUUGCAGAUUCCAAAGGGGUACCAUCACAGAUUUCGGGCGCUUUUUCCGAAAUGCCAUUUUGUUUUGAUUAUGGAGGCUACAGAUCACGGAAACAGGACGAGGCUAUUCUCCAUCGAUAAUGAAGUAUAUUGAUCCUAUUCUCCAAGGAUAAUAAGUCCAUUAAGCACCGAUUUGAGCCAUUUUAUUUUUGGAUGGCAUAUUCAUAAUAUUUUGGGCGACUAUAGGCUAUUUUCUCUGGAUAUUGAAGGCUACAGAUCACGGAUUCGGCCUGAGGCUAUUCUCCAACGAUGAUUGAGUCCAUUAAGCACCGAUUUGGGUGGAUUUAUUAUGGGUCAAUUUUUGGCAGAUUGCAAAGGGGUACCAUCACCGAUUUUUAGCAAUUUCCGAAAUGUCAUUUUCUUAAGAUUCUGGAGGCUAAAUAUCACCGAAUCAGGCCGAGGCUAUUCUCCACCUAUAAUGAAGUCUAUUGAUCCUA